AUGGAGCAUGAUUUCAUCUCCUACGCUCAAACGCAUAUUUACGGUUUCUCGCACAACAAGCGCUUGUGGUCGUGGUGCUACUUCCACAGACCCCUGUGCAACAGCAGCUCCUUCCUGUCGCGCUUCUGCUCCCUCUUCCCCUUCCAGACCAUGAAGACCGUCAGGGUCCAGCUGAACGGCUUCCGAACCAUCCUCGAGGACCCCGACUUGGACGUCCGGCUGGUGCUGCUGGUGAGGGACCCCCGGGGAGUGAUGGAGAGUCGGUCCCACCGGGAGGACUUCUGUCCGGGGAACCCGGACUGCGAGGACCCGAGGAGGUUGUGCAAGGAUAUGGUUGGAAACUUCCACGAGGCGAGGGAACUCCUAAGUCUCUUUCCGGGGAGAUUCAGAGUCGUCAGGUACGAAGACCUGGCCCAAGACCUGGAUCGGAUGGUUCCGGAGCUCUUCGACUUCUUCCGCCUCCCGGUGACGAACUCGACAGUGUCCUUCCUGCAGACGCAUAGCAUGAAGGAGAUGGGCGGGGUGAGCAGCACAUACAGGGAUUCCAAGGCGGCGGCCGUUGCCUGGCGCACGAGGCUCACGCACGAUCGCGUCCGAGAGGUCCAGGCGGCGUGCGCCGAGGCCAUCGGACUCUGGGGGUAUGCGAUGGCCGGGCCGGAGACGGACUUGGAAACGUUUCAUCCCGUUUUGAACUUCACCAUGGGCGUUUGAAAGGCGGGAAGGGUCGACCGGCCGUGUUACCAGGGUUUCCUCUGCUCAAAUUCUACCACGAACGGUCUUGGGAGACUUUUCCCUUACUCUUCAUCUUUGUUCUUCCUGUCUCGCGCGAUUUGCGUGCGACGAGCCGGUCGGAGGUCUCGUGCGGUUUUAGUUUCUUUUCCCGUUUCAAACUGAAAUUUAUCUGGUGGAGGCGAUAUCCCG
Messenger RNA from Darwinula stevensoni, 921 nucleotides. NCBI's taxonomy places the organism in Eukaryota, Metazoa, Arthropoda, Ostracoda, Podocopida, Darwinulidae. The record is from the annotation of a GenBank genome assembly.